UAAUAGAAGCAAACAGUAAUUGCUGUCUUGCUUGAUACGUGAUGUGUUCGCAGCUAGCUUGGUAUAGCAAAAGGUGUAUUUUUCUUCACUGACAUGCGAGGUUGACAGCAGCCAUGUGGACUUUACUUUCCAUGUUAUUGACACAGUCGACGGAAACAGUCGUCCUUUUUGUUUUGUCUACCGUGCUCACUUCGCUUCUCAUUGCAAGGUGCAGGUCGACUUCGGGUACAACUUGCUCAACGCAUCCUCCCGGUCCGUGGGCAUGGCCGAUUUUAGGGCACCUUCCGUCCAUACUCCCCGGCGGACAGCCGCAUCAGGCUCUUGCUCGUUUCGCCGAUAGAUAUGGACCGGUUAUAGGAAUUAGUCUAGGGCCGGGUCCAAAGACUGUCGUGUUGACUAGUCUGGCCGUUGUAAAGGAGGUUCUUGUUAAAAACGCUGACAGCGCUUCUGAUAGACGGAUACCGCCACUAAUAGGUCUGGCAUUUUCAACUAAAGGUAGCGUGAUAUGGGAAAAUGGAGACAAAUGGAAGUCUAGUCGACGGACUACGCUUACGGCAUUUCGGAAAAGUCUUAGUUCACCGUCAACUUUGGGUGCGACGGUGAAAAGUUCCUGGCAGCAUCUACGCGUCUCACUACAAAGCCUCAAUGGUCAGCACUGCAACCCAAGAUCAGAAAUCACCUCGGCGAUUGCCGAAAUCAUCUCUUCUCUGUGUUUCGGACAUUGCGUCGAUGUCCGCUCCGACCCUAAGAUAGCUGAUAUUAUGCAAGCCCAGCAUAAUAUAUCGAGGGGCCUGUCGGGCAUAUCUCUUGGGCAUAUUUUUCCACAUCUCUAUCACACACCGCUGUACAGUAAACUCCGCAGGGACAUAGAGCAGUACACUCAGUUCAUGAGAGAAGUUGUCAAAGAUCACAAGUUGAGACUGGUAGGGAAUGACGACGGAAAAUGCAAAGAUGGGAAUCGUAAGGAAUAUAUUACUGAUGUGACAGAUUGCUACCUACAGCAGACACAACAUGGCGGGAAAGUAGCUGUGGAGGAAGAAGACGUCUGGAGAGUGAUGUUUGACCUGAUGGGGGCCGGAACAGAGACAACUUCAGAAACCCUUCUUUGGGGCAUCCUCUACCUCUGUCUUUUCCCGGAUGUCCAGCGUCAGGUGCACUCGGAGAUUGACGAGAACAUGGCUCUAUACGGUCCCGAUGACGUCAUAAAUUACGACCAACGCAAAUCUCUGCCGUACACGCAAGCAACGAUACUGGAAUUACUUCGAUGCGCGUGCGUCGCACCGCUAUCUUUACCACGCGUUACCACGAGGGAUCUCACCGUCUUGGGUUAUUCCAUUCCAAGAGGGACGGAGAUUUGGGUGAACGAGUGGGCUAUCAACAGGGACCGGAACGUCUGGAAUAAACCGCACGAUUUCAAUCCGGCUAGAUUUCUAGACGACUCUGGCCGAGUUGACCCCAAAUUGAAAGAAUCAAUUAUUUCUUUUGGAGAAGGGAGGCGAAUGUGUCUCGGACGAUGCCUUGCCGAACAUAUGUUGUUUGUGUUCUUCACCAAUCUAGUACGAUGGUUUACUUUUCGGCUGCCCGAGGACUGCCGAGAAACUCCGAACGUAAACGAAGGCAACUUCGGACUCACGUACAGCCCACCACAAUUUGACGUCAUCAUAACGCCGAGGGUAUUCGGAAAUUGAAAUUCGCCGAUCUUGUCUUUGACUUUCCCCCUUUCUCUUUUAUCAUAUUUUCCCUCUAAUGUUUUUAUUUCAUAAUGUUAUUACUUUAUUUCCCUUGCGCCGUUGUCACAGCUAUGAACAUAUUACAUAUAAGCUAACAUUGUGCACUAAAUUUGACUACAAUUGAUACAAAUGAUACUAAGUAAACAUUAAGUGUUUAGCUAAAUAUAUUUAUAUGUAUAUUAUUUCCCGGUACUGUGCGGCUGCAAUUUAAGUUUUUUUUAAUGUUUUUAUUUCCCGCUAUAUACUUCAACAGAUCUAUGCACGAUUUUAACUAUAUCUAAAGGUUUUAGAAUUUUGCAGAAAAUAAAUACAGGUCCCACACUCGGGAAUACUUCAAGGUAAAGACCAGUAUUGGAAACGCCCCAAUUU
Messenger RNA from Strongylocentrotus purpuratus (purple sea urchin), 2099 nucleotides. Its product is annotated as cytochrome P450 2U1. Gene Ontology annotation, cellular component: intracellular membrane-bounded organelle; cytoplasm. Gene Ontology annotation, molecular function: heme binding; iron ion binding; oxidoreductase activity, acting on paired donors, with incorporation or reduction of molecular oxygen, reduced flavin or flavoprotein as one donor, and incorporation of one atom of oxygen. Gene Ontology annotation, biological process: xenobiotic metabolic process. NCBI's taxonomy places the organism in Eukaryota, Metazoa, Echinodermata, Echinoidea, Camarodonta, Strongylocentrotidae. The transcript is spliced from 4 exons. Bases 114 to 1688 code for a protein of 524 amino acids. The record is from RefSeq and is a predicted model, not a curated record.